UCCUUGCGUAGAGCAGUCCGCGUGGCAUCGCUGCUAGCAACAGCUUCUGCACCGACGUGACGCACCGCCUGAGUCCAGGGGGAAGAGUCAUACCUUAAGCUUGGUGCUGAGUUACCAGUAAGAGAAGAAGGUUCUACGAGUUGGUUGUGGAAGAGCACCAGAGCGGGUGUCAGUAGUGCUUCAAAACAUGGUUAACCAAGCGGCUCAAUGCUUCAUUGUACGGAGAGUGUGGCUGGUGGUGGUGGUUGGGCUACUGGUACAGCAGACAACGGCAAGGUAUGUCUUCGAAGAAUGUCCUGGAGUGAUGGGCAACCGAGCCGUCCACGGCAAGGUGACCCGGGUUUGUGAGGAUUGCUACAACGUCUUCCGGGACACUGACGUCUUGGCCGGAUGCAGGAAAGGCUGCUUCUCUAGUGAGAUGUUCAAGCUUUGCCUCUUGGCUAUGGAGCGCGUCGAGGAGUUUCCAGACUUCAAGAGAUGGAUUGGUAUUCUUAACGCUGGACGCUAGUGAAGAGUGACAAGCCUUCCACACUCUUCCAUACCGGUUCCUGACGCUCUCUUCCACACUUACCAGAAGAACCGUCCCAGUGAUGCUCCUGACUCUCCUCCACACUAUCCAGAAGAACCGUCCCAGUGAUGCUCCUGACUCUCCUCCACACUAUCCAGAAGAACCGUCCCAGUGAUGCUCCUGACUCUCCUCCACACUAUCCAGAAGAACAGUCCCAGUGAUGCUCCUGACUCUCCUCCACACUAUCCAGAAGAACCGUCCCAGUAACACUUGAUACAUGACCAUCAACUGUCGCACUGUACCGGAUACAUAUUGAUGAUUGCUUUUGUUUUUCUCUACUUGCUAAGACUUCUUAGUUGUGUGUCUGCAUUUGUGUGUGUGUGUGUGUGUGUGUGUGUGUGUGCAUUUGUGUGUGUGUGUGUGUGCAUUUUCAUCCUUAUAUAUUUGAGGUAUUAGGCACGGCUCAAAUUCCAGCCUUGGGAACAUUUAUACCUGAAUGCGAUGACUAGUUUCCCGGUUUUUUCAUUUUCUUUAUAUACGUCAAAGGCUGAGACAGGCUGAACGACUACUUCUAUAACCACUCCACUUCAUGAGACCUUUAAUGCUGACGAGUUUUCUACUGACGUCUCUGCAAUUGAUUGGUCAUUCGUAUUUCCAUCUGUUCUUCAAUUUUUGCUACUAAUAAAUUAAACAGUGCUUCUUUGUUUAACAAUUUUCCAUAGACCUUU
Procambarus clarkii (red swamp crayfish) is the source of this 1236-nucleotide messenger RNA. Its product is annotated as molt-inhibiting hormone-like. Gene Ontology annotation, cellular component: extracellular region. The record is from RefSeq and is a predicted model, not a curated record. NCBI's taxonomy places the organism in Eukaryota, Metazoa, Arthropoda, Malacostraca, Decapoda, Cambaridae. Gene Ontology annotation, biological process: circadian rhythm. Gene Ontology annotation, molecular function: neuropeptide hormone activity.